This is a messenger RNA of Paramecium tetraurelia, 423 nucleotides long. RefSeq lists its product as uncharacterized. Lineage: Eukaryota; Ciliophora; Oligohymenophorea; Peniculida; Parameciidae. The record is from RefSeq and is a predicted model, not a curated record. The transcript is spliced from 3 exons.
AUGAACAAAUUGCCUUAUCAACCACUUGGGUUUGUGUUGAAAUUUGAUCCACCCAUAAUUGGAUUGUUAUACCAUCCCAUCGAGAAUAAGAAGGUGAAUAAGAAAAAGAAGAAGUGUUAUGCUAUUCAUUUGAAUAAUUUGAUCUUUUUGGUUGAACCUGAAGAUAUUGUCGAGGCAUUGUUUAAUGAGCAUCAAGAGUUCUUAGAUCCUGAUGUUGUCAAACCACAACAAGUCUAUAAAUUGGUGUUGCGAUUAGUUGCUUACAGAGAUCAUUAGUUAAGAAAUAUGUAAGAAAUGGGAGAAGAAAUGGGUGAUGGUUAUUAUGAGGAGGAAGAGGAAGAACCUGUCUAACAACCAAAAGGUAAAGGAGGAAAAGCAUAGGCAUAAUAACGAAGAGCGAAUGAUAAUAAUAGAUCAUUUUGA